CUGAGAUGUGCUCAAAGUCGCUGAUUGAAUCUUCCUUGGUGAACAGUUAACUGUCACUUCUUAUGCUGUAUUGGAAGAAACAGGAUUCACUUCAAAUGAUAAAGUAGACCUUUCUUUAACAUCUUGUCGAAAGCGUUACGUGGUCGUUUAACUGGAGGUUACGUAAACCGGCACGAAAACUGUGGGCGCACAAUUUUGCAACUGAAAACCAGGUGACCUAGUUUAGCGAAUUCAGUCUGGUUUUUGCGUGUUGAACUCGUUGGUUAGAACAGCCUGUGCUAAGGUUUAAGGCUCUAAUCGAACUUUGUUUUGUAAACAGUUGACAUGUUUACACAGAGAGUAAUCAGCAGAGUUGAAGACUUUUGUGAAAUAGGAUCUUGAUUCGCGAAAACGUGCCUUGUAAGUGUUUGAAAUAAUGGGAGAAGAAACCACUACCGACGGAAGUUUACAGAUACAUCAAAGGUUCGAAAACGAAGGCGAUAUAGAAAGCCCGACAUGCGGAUUAGUCUCCUGGAGACCAAGCUUUCUUCAGCGUUUUGCCAAGGCGAAAUGGUUUCUGCUGUUCCAAUGUUGGUUCGUCCUAGCACAAGGCAUGAUCGUUUCAGGGUUUCAGGGAGUUGUAAUUUCCUCACUGGAGAGACGUUUCUCGUUAAAGACAAACGAAAUUGGAGUUAUCGUCAGUUGUUACGACAUUUCUGCCGCAAUCAUGGCCAUCUUAGUGAGUUACUACGGCCAUCACCAUAAACCGAAGUGGCUCGGCAUUGGAGCAUUCAUUUUAGGAAUUGGAUGCUUCUUAUUCGCUCUCCCACAUGUUCUCGUUGGCCGAUACGAGCCAGGUUCUAGUGCGACAAAUCUUUGUUCUACGGAUUCCCUUCCGUCAAACUUGAUCUGUAGAAGUUCAGUCUGGUAUCACAUAUUUGUCUUUGUGCUCGCGGAGUUUUUUAUCGGAAUCGGAGCUACCCCCGUGUAUAUUUUGGGGACUGCAUUCAUCGAUGAGAAUGUCCGCCGCACCACGUCGGGAUUGUUUCUUGGAAUUAUGUACGCUGUGGCAACGUUUGGUCCUGCUGUGGGGUUUCUGCUUGGAGGAGAAUUUCUCAGAAUAUAUGUUGAUAUCAAGCAGCCAGAGGGUGUAAGUCUUACACCUGAGGAUUCAAACUUUAUUGGGGCAUGGUGGAUGGGGUACAUCCUUGGUGGCUCACUGUCCAUCAUGGUCAGUCUUCCUUUGCUUGCAUUUCCAAGAGAGCUUCCAGGAACACCACAAAUCCGGGCUGAAAAACAGAGAUUUUCAGACACUGUGGAGGAUGACAACAUGCCACAUACACUGAAGCAGCUACUUCCCUCACUUAAGUCACUUCUUACAAACAAGCCUUUUGUAUUUCUUUCUCUUGCCUCAGCAUUUGAGGGAUUUGCUGUGGGUGGUUUUUCUACAUUUUUACCCAAAUUUGUUGAGGCACAGUUUCGUAUCUCAGCUGGCCUGGCAAGCACAUAUACUGGCCUAGUGGUGGUACCAGGAGGGUGUGGAGGCAUGCUCUUUGGAGGUUAUCUUGUAAAAAGAAUGAAAUGGACUUGUGACAAGACUAUUAGAGCUUGUUUUGUUAUUGCCUGCUUAGCGACACUCUGGGCAGCAGGACUGUUCUUUGGGUGUCCCAACAGAGUAUUUGUGGGUGUAACAGAUCCAUACAUUAACAGUCCUAGGUCAUCACUUGUCAAUAUUACUUCUUCCUGUAAUGCAGCAUGUAACUGUGACGUUAAGUACUUUUCACCUGUUUGUUCCAAACAAGAUCAGCGAACAUUUUACUCUCCUUGUUACGCUGGCUGUAAGGCAGAUGACAGAUUAGGUGACAAAGGUUAUCAGAACUGUAGCUGUUUUGUGACGCAAUCAAAUGAGGGAAUUGAAGGCAGUGGAUGUCAACCAGAAUGCAAUAACCUUGCUCCCUUCCUUUUCUGCCUUUUUGGUCUCAUGGUUUUUACAUUUUCAAACAACAUCCCAGCAACUACAGCAACUCUCAGAUGUGUUUCAGAAAGCCAGGGAUCAUUUGCUCUGGGCAUAAACCAGCUUAUUGUCCGUAUUUUGGCCUUUAUUCCUGCCCCAAUUGUGUUUGGAUAUGUGAUUGAUGCUGCAUGUAAACUGCAUCAAGAGGACCCUUGUGAUCUUGGGGCUAAGAGGAACUGUUUGGAAUAUGACACUGAUUUGUUCAGGUAUCUGAUGUUAGCUGUUGGUGGUGGUUUCAAGCUUUUAUCUGCAGUAGCUUUCUACUUUGCAUGGAAAUUUUACAAACUGCCAUCCCAGAGUCAGUCGAAUGAGGGUUUGAAUCGAGAGUCUGCUUCAUCACAAAUAACAAUCGUGGAUGGACACACCAAAAAAAUGCCUGAAACAGAGUUGAUUCCUGUUGCACAGUUUAUUACAGUUUCAGAUUCUGGGGAAGAAAAACCACUUCCUAGCAAGGAUUUUGCAAGGACAACCAAUGUUUAGAUACAAUAAACAGGUGACUCCCUUAAAUCAGAAUUGAAAAAUAUCAUAUGCUUCCUGGUUACACAAUUGUUGAGUCACCUAAAAGUAUUAUACUCCAUACACAGUUAUUGAAUCACUUGAAGGGCACAAAAUCUUUUGCUCUGAAAAUUCAACAUUUUAUAUUAUAAAAUAAUUCAAAUAGUACGUGCGCUCUGAUUGGCCAUAAAACCAUUUUACUUGAGCAUAUGUAAACAUGGUUUUCAUUCCUCUUUCAUUAGUUAUUUUAUAAAAGAAAUGUAAAAUGGUUUCCGUGUUUACAUAGCCUGAUGUAAACACUUGGGAGGUUGGGAGAACACUCGAUAAGCUGGAAACCACUCUGCUUCGUGUCAUGGUUUCUUAUGCUUAUCUCGUGUUCUCCCAACCUCCUGCAUGUUUACAUCAGGCUAUGUAAACACGGAAACCAUUUUACAUUUCUUCAUUUUCAUUUCAGUAUAAAUCGCACAGUUGAAUAGUGCUUUUUGCAUUUGCUGAUUGGUUAAUUUGGAAGUGAAUAGCAAGCACUAUUCACUUCUGAGCUGUCAAUAAGACAAAAUCAUGCAUCAGGAGUUUGAUUGUAACCAUAUAAUUUAGGUAUAUUGAAAGAAGUAAUUAAAACUAAUUUUUUGGUUUCUUUGUGAUAUACUAAGACAGUUAUUCACCUAAGUGGGGCUGAGUAAUGGUGGAUAUUUAUUGUGGGUCGGUAAUGAUUGUCAAUUAUUUAGCAGCUGCUGUAGAUAUAAUUUUGAUGAUGAUCUGUAAUUGUACAAUUACAGCUUACAGUUGACAUCAAAAUUACAUGGAAGGAACAAAACGUAUGACAUCAGCUGGGCAUCUGAACUCUGACUAAUAUAUUAUAGGCAACAAACUACAUGUACCCCUGUGGGGUAUGGCACUGAAACAUUUUCCUACCUUUGAGGAGAAUUUUUAAAACUUACUUGACUGUACAGUUUGAUCUUCAAUAAAAAAAUUGUACCUAACCCGAUUCUUCAUCCAAUGUAAUAUGAGCAUAUUAAUAUAAUAAUUAUGUUAGUAUUAACUUUAUCAAUAAUGUUAUCAUUGUUUGAA
Molecule: messenger RNA, 3556 nt
Organism: Pocillopora verrucosa
Lineage: Eukaryota; Metazoa; Cnidaria; Anthozoa; Scleractinia; Pocilloporidae
Product: solute carrier organic anion transporter family member 4A1
Biological process (GO): transmembrane transport
Cellular component (GO): membrane
Molecular function (GO): transmembrane transporter activity; protein binding
Source: RefSeq, a predicted model, not a curated record